CAAAUCGAAAGGUCGCGAGGUAGACGCGCGACGAUGGAGGCGGAUGCUGACACGGGGAACCAGACACCGCAGUUGCAAUGGCGGAAGAUUGAGUGCACGGGAGAGGCACCAAGUCGUCGCAGCGGUCACACGCUGACGAUUGUCGGGUCGAACGGGUUUCUGUUUGGAGGAUGCGACUACGCUGAACCUCCUGGCCCGACCAACGAUCUAUUUCAGCUACGCAUCCACACCAACGGGUCAUGCGAUUGGAGUCGCGUGGCAUUCCGAAAAGGGCCGUUGCCGCGAUGGAAACACUCGGCAACUCUCGUGGACAACAAGAUCUACCUCUUUGGCGGGUUUCACAACGCGACCACCCGAUUUCAGGACGUCUGGAUUUUCAAUCCCAUCACGAUGGAGUGGAGUCAGCCUGUUCCCCAGUCAACGCCACGGUCGUCAACAACCCAAGUGAAUAAGUCGGCGCUCACGUGGCCAGGGUGCCCCGCACCCCGCGGAGGCCAUUCCGCUAGCCUCAUCAACCGCGAAAUCUACAUCUUUGGAGGGUAUGGCGGCCAAGGAUACUCGCGCCGAGACUUUGACGACUUGUACGCGUUGAAUGUGGACACGAUGGCGUGGGGAAAAGUAUCGACAAAAGGGAAGGGCCCCGAGCGCCGCUCUGGCCAUCAAGCUUGCGCUGUCGACGCGCAACUGUUUGUAUUUGGCGGAUGGAACUGUACCACUCAGUUCAACGAUUUGCACAUCUUUGACACAGAGACUCUGUGCUGGAGCUCUGUGGAAGGGUCCCAUAUGAGCCAUACGUCGCCAAGAUGGAACCACGCGAGCUGCGCUGUCUUGGCCAUUCCAAACGCAAAGAUCUUUUGCUUUGGAGGGGUCCUCGGCCAAAUGAACGAAUAUGGCGCACCUGGAAUGUUCACCAACGACAUAAGCGUUCUCGACACCGGCACGUUUGCUUGGACAGUACCAGAAACUCAUGGUACGCCCCCGGCAGCCCGCGCUGACACCACUCUCGCGUACGACGACAAGGGGAGCCGCCUCAUGAUAUGCGGCGGCUGGGCCAACUUAUGGUUCAACGAUGUGUUUUCGCUUGACGUGAGUUGCGUCGUGGGCCCACCGUAUGCAAUUACGGGAGUGCGCCCGUCUUUCGGCGCCAUCACGGGAGGACUGUUGCUCACUGUAGAAGGCAUCGACUUCACCCCCAAGCCCGUCAUCGUUCGCUUCUCCUGUCGCAAGGGCACAAUUGACGUCCCGGGGACGUACGUCAACGAUCAAACGCUUACUGUCACGACGCCCGACUUCUCCAUGUUCCCACCCGGUGACGUUCAAAUUCGUGUCGCGCUGCAAGGCGACUCGUUCACGACGACGUUCCAAAUGUUCAACUUCUUUGCAGUCACGAGCGCAGCCAAGACGUUGGCGUACGGGGCUGGCGUACAGUCUGGUGGUGCCGCGGCCGAGCCGAUCACGUUUCUCCUUCAAGCGUGCGACGCCAACAGCCACCAUCGCGUUCGAGGCGGUGACGAAUUCAUGGUGUCUGUGCGCUCCCUCGUCGACGACAAGGAGCUGCAAACCGUAAUCCAAGACAUGGACAACGGCACGUAUGCAGUCACAUAUACUGCGCCUACUCGGGGCGAGUACGAAAUCAACGUUCAAUUUUGCGGCACGUUUGGCGGCGAGGUGGGCACGGUGUAUGGGUUUCCGCUUGUCGUGUCGUUCGACGACGCGAUGGCGCGGGACAUGAAUCGCAUGACUGGCAAGUUAGUCAUGGACGGUCUGUCCACCGAUCUUCUUGCGCUCACACAACUGAUCGAAGACUGCGGCAAAGGGCUUGACCUGGACGUGGGUUUGUCCGCGACCUUGGCGGACGAGACUGCCGCAUUAAUUCAACUCAAGGAGCACUUGUUCACCGUCGAGAAGAAGGGUGACUACACGCGGUGGUUGCUCGAAAAGACCAAGUCGCUACUGGCGUUUCUCUCAACUGCUGUCGACGUGGAAAAAGAAAAGAACCAGCUCGCAAAUUUGGAAACGAGCUGGAACGACCUUGUCGUAAAGGUCCCUGUCGUGGCAGCGCGCAUUGCUCCACGGCUGUCGGCGCAAAGUUCCCGCACCAAGGCCGACAUUCAAGGAUACCACGAAAAGCUCGUGGCAUAUGCUACCAAGGUCAAGCACAAGGGCUUUUGGGAGUUUGAAACAGGCAUGAAAAAUGCUCUGCACAUGCUGGACGAAGCGGCGCAAGAGUUUAGCAAAGAAGAAGCUGCGUUCAAGCGAAUGCGUCACGUGGCAGAAAUCUUUGAAUGCCUACCAUUGAUGGACCCGAGUGAAAAGGUCGUGCAACAUGUCUCAAGGACUCUCGAGCGCCUGCGCACAGUAUGGACGGUCGUGGGGGACAUCAGCCGCAAACUCCAGAUGGCACGAGAUCUGUUGUGGGUCGAUUUGGACGGGUCCGUCCUCGAAGACGAGGCGAAAGCUAUGAUGAAUGCUGUCAAGUCAGCGGGGAAAGAAAAGGAGAUCAAGGACAGCAACGUGUACCAGGGGUUGGAAGCCAUGGCGCACGACUUCUUGGUCAGUUGUCCAUUGUACCAAGCGCUGCGUCACCCGUCCGUGCAGUCGCGCCACUGGGUCGAGCUGAUGGAGUUGGUUCAUCAAACGUUUCCCAAUCCGAUCGAUCAUGUCGAGCUAAAAUUUGCCGACAUCAUGGGGCUCGGUCUCCAUCGCUUUCAAAAGGACGUUGAAGACCUCACGGAGCGGGCGCAAAAAGAAUCGCGGGUGGAGCAAGCGCUGCAAGAAGUGGAGGCUAGGUGGACGGCGAUAUGCUUUGACAUGUCCACGUACAAGGACACGGAGAUUCCAAUCCUUCGCGUUCGGGAUGAAGACGUUGAAAUCCUCGAAGCGGAUCAAGUCAUGCUGCAGAGCAUGCUCAGCAGUCGCGUUCAAUUCUUCAAAGGGCUCAGCGAGAUGUGGUCUCAGCGCCUCACGUGCAUCGCGGACGUGACGAUGGCACUCGGAGAAUUCCAACGCACGUGGUCGUACUUGGAGCCCCUGUUCAUUGGGUCUGACGAAGUGAAGAAGGAGCUGCCGGACGACGCCGCCCAGUUCGUUGCGAUCGAUGCGGCAGUCAAGGAAAUCCUGACAUCAUUUGCCCAAGCUAAAGUAAUUCUUACAGCUUGCACGGCCCGCCUUUCCCAGCUUCAGGAGCUUGCUACGUUGUCCACGUCGUUGCAAAAGUGCCAAAACUCGCUCAUCGAGUUCCUCGAUGGAAAACGACGGCUCUUUCCCCGGUUCUAUUUUACUUCUGAAGCCGACUUGCUCGACAUCCUGUCCAACGGGGGCACCCCCGCCGCCAUCACCAAGCACUUGUCCAAAGUGUUUCUCGCCACACAAGCGUUUACGUUUGAGUCGGGCACGACUGUCACCCACUUUGUCUCGAACGUCGGCAACGAAACGAUUCGAUUCGUGGCGCCUGUCACGUUGUCGGGCAAAGUCGAAGGGUACCUCACCGACGCGUUGAACGGGAUGAAGCUCACGCUGAAGGAAAAUAUCAAGAGCACCAUCAAACGGUACCCGCAGCUGUCCCGGACGGACUGGCUCAUGUCUCGAACGAAUGAUGGCGCGUUGCUGGAUGCCGCCCAGGUGGUGCUGCUCGUGUCCAGCAUGGAAUACGUAAAGAGCGUCGAGGCAGCCCUGGUCGGGGUCGGUAGCGGCCAUGCCAGCGCACUGUCCGAACUACUCGAGAAAAUUACAAUGCAGCUCAACGACUUGAUCAAGUUGACGCGUGGGCCGCUCAACGACGAAGAACGCCAGCGCGUGAUGUGCAUGAUCACCACGGAUGCCCACAGUCGAGAUGUUGUUCAGUCACUCAUUAGCCAACACGUCACGGCACUUUCGUCGUUUGUGUGGCAAGCGCAGCUCAAACCUCGGCUAUGCGUCACCGACCAGACGGCGCUGGACAUUUGCGAUGCCACGUUCGAGUAUGGCCUCGAGUACCUCGGCAAUGGCCCUCGGCUGGUCAUCACGCCGCUGACGGACCGCAUGUACGUAACAGCAACGCAAGCGCUGAACUUGCACCUCGGGUGUGCGCCAUCGGGUCCAGCCGGGACGGGCAAAACCGAAACAACGAAAGACCUGGCGAGUGCGUUGGGGAAACCAUGCUACGUCUUCAACUGCUCGCCUGAAAUGGACUUCAAGAGCCUUGGCAAUAUUUUCAAAGGCCUGGCGUCCAGCGGGGCGUGGGGUUGCUUUGACGAGUUUAAUCGGUUGAUUCCCGAAGUGUUGAGUGUGUGCUGUCUCCAGUUCAAAGCCGUGUGCGACGGCAUCAAGGGCGACUUGUCGUCGAUCAUCCUCGAAGGAGACUCUGUGGUCUUGGAUCCGACGUGCGGAACGUUCAUCACGAUGAACCCGGGGUACUUGGGGCGGUCGGAGCUUCCUGAAGGGCUCAAAGCGCUCUUUCGACCCAUCACGGUCAUGCUACCCGACCUGUGUUUGAUAUGCGAAAACAUGCUCAUGGCGCAGGGCUUUACCGAAGCCAAGACUCUCGCGUCCAAGUUUUACCACUUGUACCAUCUUUGCAAAGAACUCCUGUCACAACAGGACCACUACGAUUGGGGCCUACGAGCCAUCAAGUCGAUUUUGCUAAUCACAGGAUCCCUCAAACGAAGCGAACCGACGCUGACUGAGUCCCAGCUCCUGCUGCGGGCGCUGCGUGACUUCAACGUUCCGAAGCUUGUCCUGCACGACCAGCCCAUUUUCCACGGUCUCCUUCAUGACUUGUUCCCAGAACAACCCCCGCCUCGAAAAGUCCACGCGACGUUUGAAAAGCACAUUGAAUCGGCAUGCGAAACGCUAGGACUGUGGCCCGAAGAAACGUUUCGCCUCAAGGUCGUGCAACUGGACGAGCUUUUGGUCCUGCGUCAUUGUGUGUUUGUGAUGGGCCCAGCGGGCGCCGGCAAGUCCGAGUGCAUCCUCGCGCUGCAAACUGCCAACGGACUGCACGGCACCAAAGUCAAGCUUGUGGACAUCAACCCCAAGGUUGUGUCGACGGACGAAUUGUACGGUUCCAUGCACGUGACGACACGAGAAUGGAAGGACGGGCUGCUUUCCAAAGUCAUGCGCGAUUUAGCCAACGACGAGUCGGAUCAAUGCAAGUGGCUUGUGCUUGAUGGCGACCUCGACGCAAACUGGAUCGAAAGCAUGAACAGCGUCAUGGACGACAACAAAACGCUGACGCUGGCGUCCAACGAACGCAUUCCGCUGAAAAAUCACAUGCGAUUGAUCUUCGAAAUCCAGGACCUGGCCUACGCGACCCCAGCGACAGUCAGCCGAGCGGGGAUUCUGUAUCUGUCCACGGAUGAAGGCACACAAUACAGGUCGUUUUUGGCCAGCUGGCUCAGCGACACGUCCCCCGAAGUCGACGUUCGUUCGCGGCUCGGGGAGUGCGUCAUGCGCUAUGUCGAGCCGUGUCUGGCGUACCACAAGAAACUGAAAACGAUCGUACCGUUGGAAGACAUUUCGGUCGUCCAGAGCUUUCUCCACUUUUUGGACGCCACACUUACCACAGCAAUCGUGGACGACCCCAAGAAAAUUGACAUUGUGUGUGGAUUUGCCUCGAUAUGGGCGUUCGGAGCCGCGCUGUGUGUGGCCGACGACGGCACAGACUACCGCAAGCUCUUUUCCGAGUGGUGGCGCGCCGAGUUCAAAGGAAUCAAGAUCCCCAUCCGCGAUACCGUGUUUGAGUACUAUCUGAACCCCACAACGUUCCAGUUUGACUCGUGGCGCGCGAGUCCGUUCUUCACAGCCAUCAAGUUUGACGGCCACGAGUCCAUGCAUGCCGUGACGGUUCCGACCACCGAAACAGUCAGCACGUUGCUCUGGACGAGUAAAAUGAUCAGCGAAGCACACGGCGUGAUGUUGUGCGGGCAUGCUGGAACAGGAAAGACACAAAUGAUCAAGGGUUUUCUCACCACGGCCGCGCAACAACAUCUCUUGAAUGGCCAAGGGAAAACUUACUUGUCGAGCACUCUCAACUUCAACUAUUACACAAAUGCCGCCGUCCUCCAAAGCGCGUGUGAGUCGAAACUCGUCAAGCGGAUGGGCUCGACGUUUGGACCCAUGGUGAACGGGGCGCAGUGGAUCUUCUUCUUGGACGACUUGAAUUUGCCCAUGGUGGAUCCAUACCGAACGCAGAGCGCACUGGCGCUGCUCCGCCAACUCAUGGACUACAACCACUGGUACGACCGCGCCAAGUUUACAGUCAAGCAAGUCGUCGACUGUCAGUUUGUGACGUGCAUGAAUCCCACGGGCGGGUCCUUUUACAUCAACCCACGCCUCCAACGACACUUUGCCACGUUUGCCGUGACGUUGCCGAGCGCCACAAGCCUGUUGUCCAUCUAUCAAACGUUUCUGGACGGCCACUUGAACGAUUUCAACGACGACAUCCGCAAAGCAGCCGUGAAUAUUUUAAAAGGAGCGCUGGCGUUGCACGCGCAAGUGUCAAGUACGUUUCGUAAGACGGCGGCCAACUUUCACUACGAAUUCAAUAUUCGCCAUCUCUCGAACGUCGUCCAAGGCAUUCUCAUGUCGAAACCGGCCUACGUCGAGGACAGCGCCAAGUUUGUCCUGCUUUGGUUGCACGAGUCCGCGCGCGUGUACGGCGACCGCCUCGUGUCGCGCCAGGACUUGAACAAGUACAACGCACUGGCCCAACAGAACGCCAAGAAACUGUUUCCGUCGGUGCCGAUCCAAAAGUACUUUGCGCAGGAAAAUGCCGAUGCGCUCGUGUUUUGCCCCCAAUCCAUGUCUGGAACUGCCCUGGAUUUGGACUACGACCAGGUCUUGUCUGUGGCCGACAUGAAAACCCGGUUGGAAGAAGCGCUGGCAGACUACAACUUGGUCAAUCCCAAAAUGGACCUUGUUCUUUUCAAAGACGCGAUCGAGCACGUUGCACGAAUCAUGCGCAUCAUUUCGAUUGCGUCGGGUCAUGCCAUGCUCGUGGGGGUCGGUGGGAGCGGUCGAAAAUCGCUCGCUCGACUCAGCGCCUACCUUGUGCACUAUGCCGUCGUUGACAUUACCAUCACGCAAUCCUACACACUGACUGACUUCAAAACGGACUUGCAGUCCAUGUUUGCACGAGCGGGUAUGAAGGGAGAGAAGGUUGCGUUCGUCCUCUCCGACGCCGACAUCAAGAACGAGAGAAUGCUCGUGUACAUCAACGAUUUGCUCAGUUCUGGCUCGAUCGCGGACCUGUACACGACGGAAGAGCAGGACGCCAUCCUGGCCCAGUUGUCUGUGAAAGUAAAAGGCGACAAGGACGAGUGCUGGGCCUACUUCUUACAUCAGCUCAAAGAGCACGUCCACUGUAUACUGUGCUUUUCGCCCGCGGGGUCGACGUUUCGCGUGUGGGCUCGAAAGUUUCCGGCACUUGUCAACUGCACUAUCAUUGACUGGUUCCAACCGUGGCCCGUCGACGCCCUGCAAAGCGUCGCUGUCAAGUGCCUCGCGACAACCACGCUUCACGGCGACACGUUGACAGCCGUCGAGCAGUUCAUGCCGCACUCAUUCGAGUCGGUGAACGGGAUGGCAGAGAAAUUCAAAAACGAGGAAGGCCGAGUCGUGUACACCACGCCGAAAACAUACCUCGAAUUCCUGUCCCUGUAUACCACCCUGCUCGUGUCAAAGCAACAAGAGAUGUCCAAAGCGAUAUUUCGCUUACAGUCGGGGCUGGACAAGUUGGAGAGCACGUCCCACGUUGUCGCCAAUAUCGAAGAAGAUUUGACUAAAACACUCGAGGAAGCCAUGAAAAAGAAGGCGAUUGCCGAAGAAAUGGCUGACGUUGUCGCGGCGGAUAAGCUUAUCGUUGAAAGGGAAACAGAAAAGGCCAACGUGGAGGCGGACAAAUGUGCCGUGAUCCAUGCCGACAUGGCUACCAAGAAGGCCGACACGGAGCGAGAGUUGGCAGCCGCGCAACCGAUGGUGGACGCGGCCAUGGCAGCCCUGGAUACACUCAAUCGAAAAGAUUUGGGCAACUGCAAAACCAUGUCCAAACCACCUGCGGGAGUUGGCGACAUUUUUGCCAGCGUCAUGCUGCUCUUUGCUGGCAUCAACCCAGACGUACCUGUCCAAAAGAACGGCAAAGUCAAGGAAAAGGACCGAGCGUGGGAAGUGUGCAAGAAAAUCUUGCUGGCCAACGUCAACGGACUCAUCGACGAGCUCAAGAAUUUCAAGCUCCUCGUCGAUACGAACGCUGUGCCGGAAGCGAAUUGGAAAGAGAUCCGACCGCUGCUCGAGUUGCCGCAUUUCAACGUCGAGAUCAUCGAGAAACGCAACUCGGCCGCCGCCGGGCUAUGUGCGUGGGUGAUCAACAUUGUUCAGUACUACGAUGUGCUUGUGACGAUUGAACCGAAGCGCAAGGCCUUACAAGAAAUCACAGACAAGUACUCAGUGGCCAACGAAAAGCUCACGGCCGUCCAGACAAAGGUUCAUGAACUUGAAGAGCGUCUGGCCAAGCUAACGGCCUCGUACGAGCAAACGAUGGAAGAUGUGAAUGUCGCGAUAGCAACCGUCGAGCGCGGCAAGAUUCGCAUGAACUUAGCGAAGCGACUCACGGCGGCGCUGGGCAGUGAAAACAUUCGGUGGCAGCAAAACGUCGACCUGUUGAAACACGAAGCGGCUACCACAGUUGGCGAUGUCUUGAUAGCAGCUGCGUUCGUGUCGUACGCUGGGCCGUUCACAAAACCAUAUCGAGAGCUGCUGGUGAAUGGUCACUGGCGGCCGUUCUUACUUGGGCUCAAAAAGCCGCUCGCACUUCAAAUUGACGCAACCCCUGUGGCGAUGCUGACGCCACCAACCGAUGAAGCGGCUUGGAUUGGAUUUGGCCUUCCAAGCGAUCGGGUCUCGAUUGAAAACGGCACAAUCGUUCAGCAUUGCAAACGGUGGCCACUGUUAAUUGAUCCGCAGCUGCAAGCGAUCCACUGGCUUCGAGCAAAGGAAGCCCUAGUGGUCGUCCGGCAGCACCAGCCAAGUCUAAUUUUGACGUUGGAGACUGCCAUCGAGCAUGGCCAGGCACUGUUGCUGGAGAAUAUAGAAGAAAAAAUCGAUCCACUUUUGUGGCCGGUCAUCAGCCGGUGCACCAUGAAUAAAGGGCGCAAAACGUGCCUGAAACUCGGGGACAAAGUCAUCGAGUGGGCGCCGUCAUUUCGUUUGUACCUUCACACGACGAUGGCAAAUCCGCAUUACGCCCCCGAAAUUCAAGCCGAGACCACCCUCGUCAACUUUUCGGUCACACCGCAGGGCUUGGAAGAUCAAUUGCUGGCGUUAGUCGUACGCAAGGAAUGGCCCAAAAAAGCCAAGGCCCGGACGGCGCUCAUCCAGCAGCAAAAUCGAUUCAAAAUCACCAUGCAGGCCCUCGAAGACAAGAUCCUGACCAGUUUGGCCGAAGCGGACGGGGAUGUCACCGAAAACGUCACGUUGAUUGGGGACUUGGAAACGACGAAAGCGACGGCCGACGCGCUGUUCAUCCAGGCCAAGAACGCUGCCGACAUCGAAUUGACAAUCAACCAACUGAGCGCGAGGUACCAAAGUGUCGCACGGCGCGGCGCGUUGCUUUUUUUCAUCCUGAAUAACCUGCACAAGUUGCACGCGUACCACGUCUUUUCCUUGAAUGCGUUUGUCGUAAUGUUUCAACGGGGCAUGGACGUUGCCAAACCGUACGACGACGAGAAGAAAUCAAACAAUUUGGCGUUGUCGCGGUUCAAAGCGGCGGCGAAGCGCGUGAUUGUGAGCCAGCGUUUUCAUUGGAAUGUCGACGUGUUGCUCAUGGACCGAGUCCUGGAAGAAGCGCACUUUGACAUGGCUGCCAUUCUGGACAGUGCGCAAGAAGAAGUCCCAGACGAGUCCAUUAUCGCGCCAAGAUGUGCGAGCUUGCAAACGAGUAUCACUGAAGUUGUGUUUGACUACGUUCGACGUGGUUUGUUUGAGAAGGACAAGCUGGUCGUGGCCACCCAGCUGUGCUUUGCCAUCCUCAAAGACGAGAACAAGAUCACUGCGCAGGAAAUUACAUUCCUGACCACAAGUCCUGUUGCGGACGACAUGACUACCUGUACGACCCAGAUUGGAGUCUUAAAUGAGUGGCUGCCAGAUCUACUGUGGUCCAAACUGCGCAGGCUGGAAGAACUCGUGCCAUUGCUCACGAACGAGUUCAAACUGGACGGGGACGAAUGGAGGGAAUGGUACCAAUCGGACACCCCGGAAAGCGAUCCGAUGCCCGGCAAAGCGCGGUCGCCGUUGGUCCAACUGCUUUUGCUCCGGACGUUGCGGCCGGACCGACUGCUCGUCGCCUUGAGCGCAUUUAUAGCGUCUCAUUUGGGGUCGUUUUUCAUCCACCAACCUCCGUUUGACUUGGAGAGCAUUUACCAAGAAGCAAGUGCAUCGACUCCAAUCUUUUUCAUUCUGUUUCCAGGUGUCGACCCGACAGCAGACAUCGAACAACUUGGACGGCGUUUUCAAAUGACGGCGGACCGCGGCAAUUUUGUCUUGAUCUCGAUGGGCCAAGGACAGGAAGGGCCGGCAGAGAGAACGCUAGAGCGGUUUGCAGCCGACGGGUCAUGGGUUGUCCUACAAAACAUCCACUUGAUGCCUCGGUGGCUGCCGCAUCUGACUCGAAUUCUGGACCAGUGCAGCCAUACGGCAGACCCAAACUUUCGGUGUUUUCUGUCCGCAGAAGCCCCUGGGUUGCCAACUCUCACCAACAUCCCCGAGAUGCUGCUACAGGUGUGCAUCAAGGUGGCAAAUGAAGCGCCGGCGGACCUGAAGAGCAAUCUUCGCCGGGCGUGGGCGUCGUUUUCGCUCAAGACGAUCGAAACCAGCUUGAAGCCGAGCGAGUACCAAGGGUGCUUGUUUGCUCUAUGCUUUUAUCAUGCUGUGAUCUUGGGCCGGAAGCGAUUUGGAUGCCAAGGAUGGAGUCGACCGUACAGUUUUAACCAAGGCGAUCUCACCCUGUGUGCCGACGUCCUUCGACGCUACAUGGACAGGACGCUUGACGAAACUCUCCCGUGGGAUGACUUGCGAUACAUCUUUGGCGAGAUUAUGUACGGCGGCCACAUUACCGACUUUUGGGAUCGCUUGACUAACAAGACGUACUUGCAAGUGCUGUUCAAGGAGGACAUGCUCAAAUCCAAGGACUUGAUGCCUGGCUUGGCCGCUCCAGAUCCGUACGUGUUCACGUACUCCAAAUACGCAAGCUUCAUCGAGACGAGCUUGCCCGUCGAAACGCCAGCAAUCUUUGGCUUACACCCGAACACGGAAAUUCAAACCAUGACGAGUGCGUGCAACGACUUGUUUCUCAACCUUCAGCGCGUCGGCAGUGCCAUGCUCGGCAUUGCGCCGUCGUCGUCGUACCAAAUCGCAACGACGUCGCACACCAAGUCGGCCAUUGUCCAGAGUUUGACGAGCCAGCUCCCAUCGGACUUUGACCUGGUCACGCUGCAAGCCCAAGCCCAGCCCAUGUUGGAGCAAGGACAUUCGACCGCGCCGUAUGUUGUCGUCGCAAUGCAAGAGUGCACUCGAAUGAACAGCCUGCUUCAGAUCAUGCGGCAGUCGCUAAACGACUUGAUCAAAGGAAUGAAUGGCCAGCUCAACAUGACCGAUUCCAUGGAGGAGUUGCUGGAAGCCAUGUCGCUGCAGCAAGUCCCUGGUCGAAACCCCGUCCAUAGUUGCUCGUGGGAAAGGUACGCUUGGGCAUCGCGCAAGCCGCUGUCGGUGUGGUUUGCCGACCUGUUGGAGCGCGCCUCGUUCUUGUCGGCGUGGGUACAGGACUGGUCCUUACCCACGUCCAUGUGGUUGUCUGGGUUGUUCAACCCGGCGGCGUUUCUCACCGCGGUGAAACAAGUCACUGCACGCAACUUGGACUUCCCCCUUGACAACAUGACCAUUGAAACGCAUAUCCUUCACACGAUGGUAGUUCCGACCACGGCUGCCGAUAAAGGCUUCUUUGUCCACGGCCUCUACCUUGAAGGGGCUCGGUGGUAUUUUAGCGACGACACCGAUGAACUGCACGCGCACUCGUACACAAUUGACCAACUUGAGCACCCGUGCGCCGGGCAUCUCAGCGACGCCGUGCCCAAAGAAGUCGUGUGCCAAAUGCCCAUCGUGUACAUUCGAGCAGUGUCGAUCCAAGCCGAUUGGGAGGCGACCGCCACCGGCUACUUUCGCCAUGACUCGGCUGUGUACGAGUGCCCCGUGUACGUGACAUCGCAACGAGGGCCAACAUUUGUCUUUCUGGCCACGUUGAGCACGAAAGCGGCCAAGUCCAAGUGGAUCAUCGCAGGGGUCGCGCUGCUACUUCAAAAGGAAGGCUGACAAACCACGUGCUCCAUGCGCGUAGAGCGUAAUAAUUGAUUUGCCUAUAUUAAAAUAGCCACCUCCAUGCUGUUGACCGUUCCCGGCCAUUCGCGUCGGGAAGGGAAAUCGGAGUGGGCGAUGCGGUCCAGCGCAACUUCCUCACGACUGGACAAACGCAGCGUACUUGGUGACGAUCGCAGAUACGUCCUCGCUGCGGACCGAGUCGCAGUAGUCUUCGGCCAACUGCGUGGGCAUGUUGAUCGCGGCAAAGUACGCAUGCAGAGCGCCGAGAAAGUCGUCGCGGAGCGACGAGCCAUAGAUGGCAACUUGCAGCUUGACAACGUCUCGCACAACAAUGAGGCUUUGCGCGUCCCGGGCGUUGAACUCUUUUGUGUGCACGACUUGAAACAUCAGCGGAAGGACGUCUUGGAGGACAAACACGCGGACGAGGUCGCGGUGUUCCGACAGAACGGUCGUGUUCUCCUUGAAGAGGUGCUCGACCAAGUUUUGGCAAAACGUUGCGACCGCGCGGAUGAUGUGCAGUUCCAAAUGAAACCCGUCCAAGAUCAAGCGAAACACUUGCGGCAACGACGAUGCGUUCGUGGGAGACCCGAGGACGCCCGUCAGGCGGUGCUGGACAAUGUUCAUCAGGAAGGCGUACAGGUACUUUUGAGCUGUAGCUUUCUCCGUCGCGUUGGUCUGGUCCGACACAAUGAGCUCGACCACGUGCUGCAAAAACGGCAUGGCGGUCCGGUCGAGGACGCCAAAAAAUUCGGGCACCGCCUUGUACUGGAUGAUGAGCUGGUUCAUCAACUGAACGACUUCCACGACAUCGUUGGCUUCGCAAAACUGCAUCAAGAUGGUCAAGACGUCGGCCCGCGACAAGAACACCACCGGAUCGAGUAGGAUUACGAGACGAUGGAGUGUGACGAUGACCUUGCUUCGAACCGAGUCGCUCGUGGGGUACGCGAGCAGAACGCUUGCCGUGGCCGACAGCGUGGUUGUAAAGAUGUCUUGCGACUGGCGGGUCUUGAAGCCUUUGAGGACGUGGCACAUGGCGUUCAG
Molecule: messenger RNA, 13386 nt
Organism: Aphanomyces invadans
Lineage: Eukaryota; Oomycota; Saprolegniomycetes; Saprolegniales; Verrucalvaceae
Exons: 31
Coding region: 34-12339 (4101 amino acids)
Biological process (GO): microtubule-based movement
Cellular component (GO): dynein complex
Molecular function (GO): minus-end-directed microtubule motor activity; dynein intermediate chain binding; ATP binding
Source: RefSeq, a predicted model, not a curated record